GGCGGGGCGGAAGCCGCGCCUUAAGCUCCGUGACGCGCGGUCACUGCCGCUAUCUCUCAGACGGCGCCGCGUGUCCCCGCUGGUGUCGGAGGCGCUGCCGGUAGCUAUUGGACCCUCUGAAGACUGUCCCUGGAUCUCAGGUUAGAAAUCUGUAUUCUAUUUGGAACCGUGGGAAGAACGGAUAGCUGGUUGGUGAUAUUCCUACUUGAAGGACGCGAUGUUUUCCAAACUAGCACAUUUGCAGACUGUUGCCCUGCUUCGUCGUGGAGUUCAUUCUUCAGUGGCUUCUGCUACAUCUGUUGCAACUAAAAAAACGGUCCAAGGCCCUCCAUCCUCUGAUUACAUUUUUGAACGGGAAUCUAAAUAUGGUGCCCACAACUACCAUCCUUUACCUGUAGCCCUGGAGAGAGGAAAAGGUAUUUACGUAUGGGAUGUAGAAGGCAGAAAAUAUUUUGACUUCCUGAGUUCUUACAGUGCUGUCAACCAAGGGCAUUGUCAUCCGAAGAUUGUGAAUGCUCUGAAAACUCAGGCGGACAAACUGACGUUAACAUCUAGGGCUUUCUAUAAUAAUGUGCUCGGUGAAUACGAAGAGUUUGUUACGAAACUGUUCAACUACCAUAAAGUUCUCCCUAUGAAUACAGGAGUGGAGGCUGGAGAAACCGCUUGCAAACUUGCUCGUAAAUGGGGAUAUACCGUCAAGGGUAUCCCGAAAUACAAAGCAAAGAUGGUUUUUGUAGCUGGAAAUUUUUGGGGUAGAACAUUGUCUGCUGUUUCCAGUUCCACAGACCCAACCAGUUACGAUGGUUUCGGACCAUUUAUGCCAGGUUUUGAAAUCAUUCCAUAUAACGAUCUGCCUGCUCUUGAGCGUGCUCUUCAGGAUCCAAAUGUUGCCGCAUUCAUGGUAGAACCAAUUCAGGGUGAAGCUGGUGUUGUUGUUCCGGAUCUAGGCUACCUAACAGGCGUGCGAGAGCUCUGCACCAGGCACCAGGUUCUGUUUAUUGCUGAUGAAAUACAGACGGGAUUGGCCAGAACUGGUAGAUGGCUGGCUGUUGAUCAUGAAAACGUCAGACCUGAUAUAGUCCUUCUUGGAAAGGCACUUUCUGGUGGCUUAUACCCUGUAUCUGCGGUGUUGUGUGAUGAUGAAAUAAUGCUGACCAUUAAACCAGGGGAGCAUGGGUCAACAUACGGUGGCAAUCCUCUCGGCUGCCGAGUGGCCAUUGCAGCCCUUGAGGUCUUGGAAGAAGAAAACCUUGUUGAAAAUGCAGAGAAAAUGGGUACCGUCUUGAGAAAUGAACUCAUGAAGCUACCUUCUGAUAUUGUCACUGCCGUAAGAGGGAAAGGAUUAUUAAAUGCUAUUGUUAUCAGAGAAACCAAAGAUUAUGAUGCUUGGAAGGUGUGUCUGCGACUUCGAGAUAAUGGACUUCUAGCCAAGCCAACACACGGUGACAUCAUCAGGCUUGCACCUCCGCUCGUGAUCAAGGAAGAUGAGAUUCGGGAGUCCGUGGAAAUCAUUAACAAGACCAUCUUGUCCUUCUGAGUGUGGUGGCUGUUCUCACUGGUUCCUGGGAACCCGCUGGAGAAAGGCGGUUUGUUGAUGUCUUGUAAAGCCCCUGCAUUUCUCCCUUAAUGCAGGCACAUUCCACUCCCCUGUCUUAAAGAACAUUUUUUUUAAUAUAUAUAUUUUUCAGUUCAUGCAUAAUAGAGUGACAUUUAUAAACGUGCAGUUUGCUGUGUAGCGUAACUAUAAGAGAAUGUAAUGGCAUCUAUAUUUGAUUAAGUGUUUUUGUGUGCCUGCGUGCUUUCUAAGGUGAAAUAUACAUCUGUGUAUAUCGACAGCCUUUUAAUCAAGACCUUCAGUAUCAUUUACAUACGUUUGUAUAACUUCCUUGCUGGUAUAAAUGUUUUGUAUUUCAAAAAGUUAUAUGUGGUAUUAUAUAGAAGACUUGCUUAACCUUAUAAAGUUAAAUCAUAAUCAUUGAAUUUUAGGAAAGAUUAAUGGUUAGCUUAUAUAAAAUACUAGAUUUAAGUAAACUUCAUAUUGGCCCAGACCAGGAUAUAUUCUAUGAAGGUCAUUAUUUUGAAUUAAGAAUUCAUGUUUAAUAUUUCCGAAUUAGUUUUAAGUCUUUGAUUAAUUUGUAAAAGGUUUAUUUUCAGUUUUUCUUUAAAUUUAAAAUAAAGCUUAUAUUUACAAUGUCUAUUUUGUGAUCAGUAUACCAUUACUGCAGUAUUAUCAAUGACCUAAUGUUUUAAAGCUCUUUGAGAAUGUUCUUACCUUUCUUUGUUUCAUCUGUUUUCUAAGGGCAUUCAGAUUCUUUGAUAAUCUCUGGAAAAACAGAAAUUAUAAAAAGAAAGUCUCUUAUAAUAAUACUGCCUUCUCCCAUUUCAAAAUAAUUGCUUUUUUCCCUUGUGUAUACUAGUAUUUACCAUUUUUAUUAAAGUAUCCUUAUUA
This is a messenger RNA of Equus caballus (horse), 2449 nucleotides long. RefSeq names its product ornithine aminotransferase (gene OAT). The record is from RefSeq and is a predicted model, not a curated record. Lineage: Eukaryota; Metazoa; Chordata; Mammalia; Perissodactyla; Equidae. Gene Ontology annotation, molecular function: identical protein binding; L-ornithine transaminase activity; pyridoxal phosphate binding. Gene Ontology annotation, cellular component: cytoplasm.